Gavialis gangeticus (Gharial) is the source of this 1907-nucleotide messenger RNA. RefSeq names its product WD repeat domain 18 (gene WDR18). Gene Ontology annotation, molecular function: protein binding. NCBI's taxonomy places the organism in Eukaryota, Metazoa, Chordata, Crocodylia, Gavialidae. Gene Ontology annotation, cellular component: nuclear pre-replicative complex. The record is from RefSeq and is a predicted model, not a curated record. Bases 1 to 1119 code for a protein of 372 amino acids. The transcript has 10 exons. Gene Ontology annotation, biological process: DNA-templated DNA replication; rRNA processing.
AUGGUCACUCUUGCACUCUGGUCCCCGUGGGACCAGCUCCAGCAGAAGAUCAUAUGCCCUGGGCUCGUGACUUGCCUGACCGCUUCUCCCAAUGGUCUGUACAUCCUGGCAGGCAUCGCUGAGAGCAUCUAUCUGUGGGAGGUCUCCAGCGGGAACCUCCUCGCCAUCCUGAACCGCCAUUACCAAGACCUCACGUGCCUCUGCUUCACCGAUGACAGCAGCCACUUCCUCUCGGGAGCCAAGGACUGCCUGGCCCUGGUGUGGAACCUGUACAGUGUGCUGCAGGUGGAGAGCACCCAGAUCCCUGACCCCCGCCAUGUGUGGUCCCGGCACACCCUCCCCAUCACAGACCUAUGCUGUGGCUUUGGGGGGCCCCUGGCACGAGCUGCCACCGCAUCACUCGACCAGACGGUGAAGCUCUGGGAGAUCUCCUCUGGUGAGCUCCUGCUCUCCGUCCUCUUCGACGUGGGCAUAACGGCGGUGACCCUGGACCCUGCUGAGUACCACCUGUUCUGUGGUGGUAUGGACGGCUCCGUCUUCCAGGUUGAACUGUGUGCCUGGCCUGUUCAGAGGGACCGGAACUUCCAGACGGAGCGGGAGAAUGGGAAGACCUUCAAGGGACACAGGAACCAGGUGAGCUGUCUGUCCGUCUCCACGGAUGGUAGCCUCCUGCUCUCUGGCUCGCACGAUGAGACAGUCCGGCUGUGGGAGAUCCAGAGCAAGCAGUGCCUGCGGACGGUCACCCACAAAGGCCCGGUCACCAACGCCUUCAUCGUGCUGGCCCCGGCCAACAUGUUGCACCCGGACAGCAAGCCCAACGUGCCUCUGCCCAAGUUCAGCAAGCACCUGCAUGGCACCGAGAGCAGCGAUGCGCAGGGUGGUGAGGGGGUGACUCUGCGGCUUGGGCUGCACCAGCAGGGCUCUGGGGAGAGCUACCUGGAGAGGGCCGAGCGGCUGUACUCGCAGAUGUGCUCCACACGGGAAAAGAACCUGAUGGGAGACCAGGAGCAGCUGAAGAUCCAGGUGACGGACCUGGAGGAGGAAGUGCAGACCCUGAGGAAAAUCAACAAGAACCUGUUUGAAUUCUCUGCCCGUUUCCUCACCAAAUCGGCCAAGUAAGAGCCCACCCCACGCCCAGCCCUGCUCGCUUUCCUGCCCGCUCACAGGCAUGUGAGCACACGUGGCGCCUGUGUCCGAGCAGCCCUCUGCCAAAGACUGCACGCUUCAGAGUGCACAGGUCCUUGGACACGCGCUGCCCAGGCCGUCGCAUGUACCUGGUUGCACGUGGCUCCAUCUGGGCGUGUCGGGGGAGCGCAGGGUCCACGUGGAACCAUGCCGCAGGGCACAAGGCUUGGGCAGCCAGGACCAGAGACACUGAGAGGACCUGGGCUCCCUCGGACUCCUCCUCGAAUAUGCUGUGUGCACAGGCCUGUGGGCUCACCCCAGCCUCUGCAGGUGCCCCACGGGGUCCUGGCAAUGGGGCGGCAGGAGAGGACACCCCCACUGCCAUCCAGUUGAUGCUGCCUUGUGACGCUGAAUCCAGCGCUGCCAGGAAGUAGGGUUGGACUCCUGUCAGCAACAGCCAGACAGAGCUGCUGAGGUGCAAGCCCCCCUCAACUCGGGCAGGAUGGAGGGACGUGGCUGCACCCCCUGCCCUCCCAAGGUGCUUUGAGGGUCUGGGAGCAGGUUAUUCCAGGGUGCGCAAGUAACUUCAUGGGGAGGGCAGUGAGGGGCUACCUGACUGGCAGAGGCAGGCAAACCCCAGCCUGCUCUCUCCAUCUUUUUCUUUCCCCUGCCCCAGGUCCAGUAAUUUGGUUUCCGUGUUGGUGGCAGAUCUGCCGCCGUUCCCUUUUGUAUGCUGUAGCAUAGCCUGGUGGGUUUCAUAAAUGACAGGUUUUGUAGCGCGA